AGUUGAUUUGCACAGCGUGCUAGUUUCGCGCCAGCAUUUUCGCGGGUGGUGACAACUACACUGAUAAUCGGCGAGAAAUGAAACACCCCAAAUAAGAUAAUAUCGGUUAUACUUGCAGUAUAUUUGUGGCGUUCAUGGUAUACUUUUAUUUGAUCGUUUGUAUUCUAUCAGGAGUACUAAGGUGUGAGAGGAACCAGGAUGAUGGCAACGGUGCCCCUGACCAGCUCCAGUCUCCUCCCUCUGCUGGAAUCUCUGGAGGAUAUCACAGCCGGACAGCCGGAGCAGACAGACGCCUACCUCACCAUUGUCAAUCGUCUCAGUGGGGAUGAUGGAACACAGUUUCUCCCUGCCGUUGUAAAGAACUUUUCACGUUUGGGUAGAACUUUCCAGACCCAUAUCGCCAGUCAGAAUGCAGAGCUGAGCCAGGCUGCACUACAGGCCCUUGGGUUCUGUGUGUUCCAUGCCCAUGUCGUCUCAGCUGUCCCAGCUAAUUUUGCAGAGGAGCUACUGUCAGCUCUUUCCUCUCUGGUGGUGAAGUCUACAGACAAGAACACAUGCACCAGAGCGUUAUGGGUCAUCUCCAAACAGAACUUCCCUCCAGAGGUGGUGGCCAAGAUGGUGCCAGAGAUUCUGAGAACCCUGGAGUGUGUACGGACUAGAGAAGACAUCCAGUCUGUUGUCAUGGAGCAUGAGUCGUUGAAUGUUAUCAUAAGGUUGCUGGACCAGACCCCAGCCCAGAUGGGUGAGUGUGCAGUGCAGUGGGCCAAGCUGGUCAUCCCUCUGGUGGUCCACUCAGCCUCUAAAGUGCGCCUGCGGGCGGCAGCAGCCCUGGAGAUGGGUCUGCCUCUACUAAUAGAGAAACAGAAAGAGGUGGCAGCCAUCAUAGAACCCAUCAUGUCCUCUAAACUCAUCCCAGAGCUCCAGAAACUGUUCUCUACGAAGAACGAGACCAAUGUUCUGAAACUCUGGCCGUUGUUUGUCAGGCUCCUAGGGAAGCUGCUCCAUAGAGGUGGUCCCUUCAUCAACUCCCUGCUUGGCCUGGAGGAACUGGGCUUCCGUAGCUCCUCCCCCAACAUCAAGAAGAUCGCCUUCAUCGCCUGGAAGAGCCUCAUAGACAACUUCUCCCUCAAUCCAGAGAUCCUGUGCAGUGCCAAGCGGCUAAGGUUGCUGCUGCAGCCCCUCCGCUCCAUCCAGGUGAGGACUGAGGCCCUGCUGCUCACCAAGCUGGAGGUCUGGUGGUACCUGGUGGUCAAACUGGGACCCAACCUGCCUGCACACUUUGAACAGGUUGGUGUUCCUCUCCUCCAGUGCACCCUGGGCACUGACUCUGCCUUCCCAACUACUCCAGCCCGGAGCUCCAUUCAGAACAGUGCUGUGGGGACCAGUACACAUAAAACUGGUACCCCAGCCUUCUCCAGCCCUACGGUGAUGCCCCGUCUGAGCCUGAACUACAGUGUGGUGGCGGGCCAUGCCUACCCCUCUAUACAGCUGCUGGGAUUAGAGAUGCUGUUGCACUACUUCAUGGGGUCAGAGGUCACCGCCGCCGCUGCCAAGAACCAACUGACGCUCAGCCUGGAACCUCUGGUUCACCCCUUCCUGUCCAGCCCCCCCUCCUUCACCAAGCACGGCUCUUUGCUUAUCUCCGCAGUCCGCGACAGCUUCAUCUGCAUCGGCAAAGACGCCCCAGAUGCCUUGCUUGCCCUUAUAUGGAGGAACCUUGUCAGUUUCGUAAUCACAACGAUUGAUGCUGCUGGCCAUAAGAAAGAGCGCCCGGGCUCUGAGCUCCUCCCCCUGUUGCUACAGGCUCUACAGAGCAUCAUCUCCUCAGAGGCCCUACCUGCACACAGGGCUCUGAGUCUGCUGGAAAUGACAGUGAAGGGUAUCCCUCAAAGGAUACUGGGAUCUGCCUCUUACCAAGUGGGCAAAAUGGAUCUUUUGAACGGAACCCCAGCUCUGUUCCUGAUUCUCCUGUUCUACAACAGCAGUCUGGUGGGAGGGUUCGUAGAAGAUGAGAGGUUUUUCCUGUGUUUAGAGGCCCUAGUGAGCUGUGGUCUCUCUGGCCUCACGUCCCCUCUGGCAUUUGGGGAGGCGGUCCUGGGGGCGGUGGGGCGCAGCGCGGGGACUCUGGGGAAUAAGGAACAGCUGUGGAGGAUGUGGAGUGUGGUGGUCAACCCACUGACUGUUACCAUCACACAGACCAAUGAGGUGAACCAAGGGGAUGCUCUGGAGCACAACUUCAGUGCUGUUCACACUGCCCUGAUGUUCCCCAUCACACACCUGCUGCCUGGCAACGCCCUGCCACAUGUGACCCAGAAGUCCAUGCUGGGUACGUGGUCCAGGCUGUAUAAGGUGUUUGCCUGCUGCUCUGCCCUUGUGGCCACGGCCGAGGAGAAUGUCUGCUGUGAGGAGCUGUGUGGCAAAAUGGCUGCCCUAUUGGACAGGACGGCCCUGAGGGUUCCGUCAACGUUGGAUGCGGUUGCUAACAUCCUCCUGGUCAUCGUUGAGAGUUCUGACUUCUCUCCCUACACUUCACAGUUUCAACAGAAGUUGAAAUCUCCCCACACCCCUCUGGCCUGGGUGCGUAAGAAAAGCAAAGCCCUUGGGAACCUGUCUACCUUCCAGACCCUGCUGGUCCAGGCCCUGGAGGCCUUUAAUGCUGUUGAGGCUCCUGAGACUGUCCCUGAGGGUACAGGCCUGGCCCUGGUCUCCAUCCUCUCUACCCUGUUCUCUAAUCUGGCCCUGGCUACAGCCAUCAAGGAGGCCCUGGCCUCUCUUACACUGCCCCUCACAGCCCUCUAUGAGCAGCCUGGGAGGACUCCAAAUGAGCAGCUGAAAUCCACCUCAAGUCUUGGAGCAAAGCUGGAGAAGCUCCUGGUUGAUGUGUUGGGCUGUCUGCAGACAUGUUCCGCCCUGGCCUAUGAUGAUGAGCUGCUGUCCCUGCUGUCCCCCCUGCUCUGUGUUCUGUUCCUCCACCGGCGAAAGCACAUCCGCUCCCUCGUCACACAGUUCUGGAACGCAACCUUCGCUAACGCUUUGGUCCUCGUCUACCCAGAAGAACUCAAGCCAGUGUUGAGCCAGGUGAAGCAGAACACUCCUAUCCUCUUACCUGGCUUUCAGUCUGUUGAAGUUCCAGAUGAACUCAGUGGACAGUACUCGAGUGAGAGCUCUCAGCUGGAGACCAAGGUGAGUGGAGUGCAGGUGACUCCUGGGGUGAAGAGAGCUUCUCUACUGGUGAGGGUUGGAGAGAUGGACAGGAGCUCCAAGACAUCCAAGCCUGUCUCGAUGAAGCUGGACUUUGGCUCUCCCAAGCCGCCUCGUAGAGAGGAACUGGAGGAGCAGGCCUCUAUAGACUUUGUGUUCAUCCCCCCCGAGACCAAGGAGAGAGUCCUCACCGAGCACCAGAAAGAGGUCAAGAGAACCAAAAGGGUUGACAUUCCUGCCAUGUACAACAACCUGGAUGCUUCCCUUGAUACCACGGUCUUCACCCAGUACACACAGAGUCAGGAAGAAUCACUGGACACAUUUCCAGCAGUUGAGCAAGUCGAAGAUGUGGAGGUUCCAGAAGAAAACAUGGAAAUGGGGGAGGACGUUGCUGACGAUACCCAGGAAUAUAUCAGUCCAACCAAUGAGACAACAGAAUCUGCAAAGGGAGAGAAGCCUGCAGAUGAGUUACUUCCUGAGUCUGUAGACAUUUCCAUGGAGGAGGAUGUCAAUGAGGAUGUUUUAUUGAAGGAAGACUCUGCCGUGGAGACCAGAGAGGACACCAGCCCUGACGUCUCUGGCGGCUCUGACAUGGUCUCAGGGACGCCUCAGAAAACCAACAGUCGUCGCCAGUCUUUCAUCACUCUGGAGAAGUAUGCUGAGGGGAAGCCUGCUAGUCCUGCCAGCGUGGUGACGUUUACAGGCCCCCUCACCAGGACGGGUAACAGCCAGGCGCAGGCGGCUUCCUCUCCGGAACCACCGGCAGGGGCCGGCCAGGCGCAGGCGGCUUCCUCUCCGGAACCACCGGCAGGGGCCGGCCAGGCGCAGGCGGCUUCCUCUCCGGAACCACUGGCAGGGGCUGACACUGACUCGCAGGAGACUGAACAAGCAAGAUGUAGAAGCUCCAAGAAUCAGUCUUUCAAAAAUGAGGGAGAGAAACCUGAACCUUCAGAAGACAAAAAGCUAUCGGAGGUUGAGAAACCAGCUGAGAAAAGAACAAGUGAAACCGACGAGGACGACGUCAUCCCAGACACCCAGACUCCGGUGGAAAUACUGAAGGAAGUUCUAGUUCCUGCAUUUGAAGAAGUAGUAAUGGGAAACAACAGUCAGAAAGAAGAGGAAUCUCAAGAUCUUCUGGAAGGUUCUCCCAGUUCCCAGGCCGAUCUGAGCCAAGGUGAACCAAGGCGGUCCGGAAGGCGGAGGAGCAGGCCACUGAGACCAGGAGAAGAUGCAGAGGAAUGGGAAGAGAAAGACAAACGGAGGAAGUCUCAACCCAAAGAGGCAGAGUGUCAAAUGGAUUCACCAAAGACUGUGCCCUCUCCUGUCAGUCAAGCAGACGGUCAGUCACAGGGUAGAGCCAGUAGGAGAAGUAAGCUGGCUGUUGACGUGGAGGACCGUGGAAUAGACAAGCUGAGAAAAAUAAGUCACGAGGAGAGCGAGUUGAGCCGAUCAAAUUCAGAGGUGGCCAUGCCUUCACCUGCUGCUGAUAUCAACAGCCAAUCACAGAGUAGCACGGUAUCAAAUAGAAGGAGCAGCAAAUCAGAGGAUCUGGUCAAAGACGAACAAAAGAGAGGUGUUGCAGAGGAGGAGCUCAGUCAAAGUGACUCUCAAACGGACACCCCCUCUGCCUCUGAUAACGAUAGCCAAUCACAGAGUAGAUGUAGUCAGAGGAGUAAGUUGGCUGUGGAAGUGGAGGAUGAUUUCAGGCAGAAACUAAGGAGUAUUAAGGCUCAGAAGGUGGAGGAAAAGACGAGCAAAAUUGAUUCACAUGUAGCCAAACCAUCUCAACAAGAGAGCCAGUCACAGGGUAGUGUAAGCUGGAAGAGUAAACCACUCAGUGAUUUGGAGGAGGUUGACUUUGUCGAUGAGGUUGACAAGCAGGAUCCUACUGAGCAUGAAAGUGAUUCUCAGAUUGCCACACCCUCUCCUGCUGAUCAAACAGGAGAUGGCCAAUCACAGGGUAGAUCUAGCAGGAGGAGUGAAUUGGUCACCGAGUCAGAACAGGGUAAAGGCAAGCUGAAGAGGAGAGGCGGUACAGAGCUACUCAGCCAAAUUGACUCUCAGACUACACCUUCAGCCACUCCAACAGACAGCCAGUCGCAGGGUAGAGCAAGCAGGAGAAGCAAGGUUCCCAUUGAAGUGGCUGAGGUCAAAAGAAGCCUGCAUUUGGCCACUGAUUCAGCUGCAACACCAGAGAAGAACCAGACUCAUUAUCAGGUCGCUCCUUCUGCCACCAGUCCAACAGACCGCCAGCUGAGGCCCAGGGGCAGAACCAGUAAAAGAAACAAGAUGUUAAAGGAGCAGGUAAAAGCCAACAACAGCCCUAACCCAACUCCUAACAUGGAGACUGAGAACUCACAGGUGGUAGAUACAGAAUCCUCACAAGGAAGUGGAAGGACUAAAAGGCGUAAUGCCUCCCAGGCCUUACUAGGCUCCAAUGUGGAGAACUCUGAGUUGGAUGCCUCAGAGCCCCGGGAGGAUGUCCAGAAAGGCCGGAAGCCCACGUCAGCUGGAGCGGUUCCAAGCCCUCUGGCUACAGUUGGAUCAGCAGAGUCAGGGGCUGACCAAGAGAUCCCAUUGGAUAGUUCUGAAACUUCUCUAAGGUCAGACUCGCAAAACCCAUCAAGUGAGGCCUUAGAAGUUGUCAAGAUUCCACAGGAUGUGGAGGAAGCCCUUAAAAUGGUCAACUCUCUUAAACCUGAAGUGCUAGUUCCAAGUCUUCCUGUGAUAACUAAGAAAGAUCUGGGGCAGAGGGAGACAGACAUGGGGGGUGUGGUUGAGGCAGUUGACCCCUUUGUGCCAGAGAAGGCUGAGAGUGAAAAUACUAAGCUUUCUUCUCAACAGACGGAUUCUUCAGUAGAACCUGAUCUAGAACAUAUGAAAAGCCAGGAUGUGUGUAUGUCUCGCCGGAAUAAGGAACGUGGACAUAAAUGGUCAAAAAGCAAAGAGAAUUUCAACACAGUCUCCUCUCAGGAGAGUGACCAUGAUGACCUAGAGUGUGACAGGCCAACACAGAUCCAAAGAAAGCUGCUCAAUGACUCUGAGCAGGCCAACUCUCUCACGCCUUCCACUGAAGGAAAUGCCAUCUCUGAAGAUGGACUAAACAAACUAUGUACCCCUCCCAUUGCCAAUGGCCUCCCCACAGAUACUUCACCUACUGAGGCAACAGAGGAGAAAUUGAGUCUUCGGGUCUCUGAGUCCUCAGAGAAGGUUUUAGAUGGGCUGAAGCCUGUCGCUGUCUCCAGUGAAGAGGUGACCGAGGAGCAGAUGGGAGAACACGAGGAGAACAGACAUCCAGAGUCUACCAAUGUUCUAGAGGAGGACCAACUGGAAGAUGUUGGCAGGUCUAUUGGGCAAGCCCAGUGUUCCAAAGCCUUAGAUGAGGAGCAACAGAAGGAGCAGUACACAUCUAUCAAAGAAGGACAGCCAGAGGCUGACAGCACCUCUGCUGGAACCAGAGAAACCCACACUGAGACUCAGGCGGACAACAUUCAAGAUAUCACUCCUCUCCAAGAGAGGGCAAAAACUGACAAUGUAUCUGGCCUCGAGUGUGAAGAGGAGGGUGAAGAAACCCAGAUGGCCAAUAAUGACCUAGAUCUAUCUCCUUUAAACUCUUUUACCCUUGUGCCCUCUGACCUUCACGAAGCCCCAGUGCCUCUACAUCACCCAAGUACCUCUAAAGACAUGUUGUGCCAAGACUCUCCACCCAAGCAGAAGGAUGCUGUGAUGGGGCUGGAGGUGGGCCAUAGCCCCAGCAGUGGCAGGACCAGGGGGUUGUGGUCCCCCUUAGCUUCCCCCUCCACCUCUAUCCUGAAGAAGGGACAGAAAAGACCAAUAGAAGAGGAGAGUCCUUCGCCUUUCACCAAGUCUCGGCGAGUAUCAUUUGCUGACCCAAUUCAACACCAGGAGCUGGCAGAUGACAUUGACCGUCGCAGCCCUGUCGUCCGAUCUAGCUCCCCAAGAAACAAAACUACCAGCAGCAGCAUCCCUCAGGCGAAGUAUAUCACAACACCAACUAAGGGCUUACUGAUCCUCAGUCCACGCAAUCUCUGCAGCCCAGGUUACAAGAGCUCCAAGAAAUGCCUGAUCUCUGAGCUGGGCCAGGAGCCGAGGCCCAUCCCGAAGGACUGUGUGUACCCGGCCCUGGUCCGCUGUUCUACCCCUGUGGAAGCAGUGCUGCCUCAGAUCACCUCCAACAUGUGGCCUCGUGGCUUUGGCCAGCUUGUGCGAGCCCGGAAUAUCAAAACUGUCGGAGACCUCAGUGCUCUCACACCAAGUGAAAUCAAGAACCUUCCCAUUCGUUCCCCAAAGAUUUCUAAUGUGAAGAAAGCACUUAAAAUAUAUCACGAACAGCAGCAGAAGGGCCGUAGUGAUGAGCUGAAGAGUUUUGAGGAGAUGGAGAAGCUGACAUCUGAGCUGGAGGAGCCAACUGUUCCUCAGAACCAGGGAGAGGACAAGACUCCAGGAGAUGCCCUAGUCACAGAGUUGUUGGAUGAGCCAGUGUCCAAGGAGCACGAGGAACAUCCAGAGAGACCGGACCAAAGCAGGCCUGACCACCAGAAGACUGCUGAGGGUGGUCUGCUGUUGGAGGUGGAGUCUCUGGCGGCUCAUCUGACUGGGGAGGGAUUGAGCCACUGCUCCUCUGACCAGCUGGUUCUGAUCCAUGAUCAGCUGGGAGGCAUGAUGAGGACGGUGGUGCUGCAGCUGCAGAGCAGACUACUGGCUCAGAACAAGGACAGCGGACCCUGAUCCAAACACUAGACAGUCCCCGGGUUUGGAUUACAUAUUUUGGGAAUGCCCCACGUGAAGUCUCUUGAAGAUGCCUAUUGACAACUGUGGGGGGGCGGCACAUUGGUGUUUGAAUUCUUACAGAGGUCUUGUUUUGUUUAUGUGGGGGCCCGGGCCCCCCAGCCCCCAUCAAGGUUUCCCCUCUCACACUCCAACUCUUAAGAUCUAAGAGUUAACCAAGUACUACACAACAAGGCCACCAGGAUCUGUUUGGAUUGUGUUUUUAAACUCUUUUUCCUUGUCCUCUCUGAUGGCUGAGGGAGACAUUUUUAUAAAUGCUAGUUCAGGCUAAAAAGUAGUGGUGGCGAUUAGUUGUCAUGACAAGAGUGAAAGCGAAGCAUGGUCUCUGAUUGGCUAUACCAAGGCUUUGCCAGGAAGUGAUAUUUUAACCAUACAUUGUGGUCCGGAGGAUGGCACUUUUUACGUUGUGUACCUAUGAAAUAAAGGUUUGAAAGAUGGA
Oncorhynchus gorbuscha (pink salmon) is the source of this 8449-nucleotide messenger RNA. RefSeq names its product telomere-associated protein RIF1-like. The transcript is spliced from 34 exons. Gene Ontology annotation, cellular component: nucleus. Gene Ontology annotation, biological process: telomere maintenance. Lineage: Eukaryota; Metazoa; Chordata; Actinopteri; Salmoniformes; Salmonidae. The record is from RefSeq and is a predicted model, not a curated record. Bases 199 to 7950 code for a protein of 2583 amino acids.